Ziziphus jujuba (common jujube) is the source of this 2332-nucleotide messenger RNA. RefSeq lists its product as uncharacterized. Gene Ontology annotation, cellular component: cytosol. The transcript is spliced from 11 exons. Gene Ontology annotation, molecular function: GMP synthase activity. Lineage: Eukaryota; Viridiplantae; Streptophyta; Magnoliopsida; Rosales; Rhamnaceae. Gene Ontology annotation, biological process: GMP biosynthetic process. The record is from RefSeq and is a predicted model, not a curated record. The coding region runs from base 239 to 2041 and encodes 600 amino acids.
CUCGCCUGAAAAUCCCGCGCAAUUUUUAGACGCCAUAACCGUUGCUUCUAACUGAUUUUAUUUUAUUUUUUAUUUUCUGGUAAUUGAAAAAGUCGCUUUCCUUUUGGAAUUUCGUCAUUCAUGAUGCCUCACGUGAUUCAGCGAUGAGCGGAGCGAGAGAUGCUUGGAUUUUGGUGUUAGUGUGACGGAGUCUUUGUUCGAAGCAUCAGAGGAAGAAGCAGAGACCUGAAAGACCGCCAUGGAAGCUCUUCUCAGUCUACCUCCUUCAUUCCCUUCAGUCUCUUCGGUUUGCAGCAACAAACCCAGGAACUUGACUCACUGCCAUGUCCAAACAAUUUUCAAUGUCCCUGCGAAAUGUCGCGGGAUUCGGAUUGAAGUAAGCAAACGUUUGAUCGCGAAAGCUUUACUGGACCCUGCCAUAAUCGACCAAUUAGGGCUUUCGGAAUCUGAUAUCCGCAACCCGACUGUUUCUUCUUCGUAUAGGAGCUCGAACUUGCCGAAGCCAAACCAGACUGUGUUGGAAGCUCAGGCUAGGGUUUGCACAGGACCCACUCAAACCAGACCGCUCAGCGAAGACCAGGCUCUAAAGGUGUUGGACACCAUUUUAAGAUCAGCCAGGGGAGAACUGAAAGAUGAGGAAAAAGUUUCCGAUUCACAGCUCGGGGCAUUUUUCGCCGGGAUGACGAUUCGUGCAAAUGCUUUUCCAGAAGCAACACAAUGGAGUGAAGGGGAAAGGCGUGCUAUGAACAAAUUUUGGCCGCUUUUGGUUCGUGCACUUCCUUCAGAUGUCAUAUUCAUAGCGGACCCUGAAGGCUCUAUAAUGGGUGUUGGAAGUUCGAUCGGGCCGCAAUUUGUUGGCAGUGGUAGUAGUGAAAUGAGAUUGGUUGGUGCUCUGAGAGAAGUGUUGGCUGGAGGCCAUCUUGGUUAUGAGGAAGUUCAAGGUGUUUUGAGAGAGGUUCUUCCACUGAAAAUGGGAGAUUCAUCAUCAUCAUCAUCAUCCAGAGGAGUAAGUGAAUCAUUGCUUUCGGCAUUUUUAAUAGGUCAGCGUAUGAACAGAGAAACAGAUCGAGAGUUAAAAGCAUACUGCCUUGCAUUUGAUGAUGAACUUGGUCCUUCCCCAGUUGCUGAUGUUAGAUCGUUGACUCAUUAUGGUGAACCUUAUGAUGGAAAUACGCGUUUCUUUAGGAGCACAUUGUUUGUUGCUGCAGUUAGAUCCUGUUAUGGUGAAUCUUGCUUGCUUCAUGGUGUAGAUUGGAUGCCACCUAAGGGAGGUAUAACUGAAGAACAGAUGCUCAAGUUUAUGGGAGCAAGUACAACUUUAUCCCCUUUGCAGGCAAAACAGCUUAUUGAGGAUGAAGAGGUUGGUUUUGCAUACAUAAGUCAGCGUGAAGCUCAGCCAUCUCUAUAUUCAUUGAUUAGCUUGAGGGAACAUAUAAAAAAACGCCCCCCACUGGCUACCAGUGAAAAGGUUCAGCAGUUUGUGAGGGCACGGGGAAAGGAAUCAGUUGUGGCCGGAUUUUAUCAUGAAGGUUAUGAGGAGCCAUUGCUAAUGCUUAUGAAAAGAAGAGGUGUACAUUCCGGUUUGGUGGUGAAGGGUGAGGAAGGGGCCCUUUCAAUGACUACAAGAUUGCGAUCAAUAAACGCAUCAAAAGGACUUCCUGUAAACUAUUGUUCUGGGUUCCGCUCACUGAGCAUGGCAUUAGCUUCUGAAGUUGAUGGGGUGUCACGUGAAAAUUUUAGUCUGAAGGUAAAUGCCGAGGACUAUGGUUUUGAACCCACUGAUACUCCAAGAACUGAUAGAUCGGUUGUGAAGAACAUCGAGUUGGGUCUAGCUGCUCUUCAUGGCGAAAAAGGACCAGCUUAUGAUCGAAUUGUUUUAAAUGCUGGAAUGGUGGAUCACUUACUGGGAUGUGAUGGUGCAGAAGACGUAUCCGUUGCCCUGGAUAGAGCCAGAGAGGCCAUUGACAGUGGCAAGGCUCUUAAAAGGCUCCUGAAUUACAUAAAGAACUCACAAAAAUUUAAACAAAAUAGGUGCAUGUAGUCUUCACUUUGUUGAUAUUGUUAUUUUGGUGUGCAAGUGUUGAAAGUUUAUGUGAUAUACAAAUGAGUCACCUCAUUAUAAAGCAGGGUAGGGAAUUAAAUGAGGCUUUUUUUUUCCUUCUCUUUUUUCCCACACACAUGCUCUUUUUUUUGGCUCUCCAACUGGUCGGCUAUUUGUGUUGUUUCAUUCAUUUAUCUUCGUUUAAUGUGUAAUCUAAUCAUCGAUUUUGUUUGUAACAAUGAAGUAUCACCUAAUAUUAAACAAACCCUGCUGCAAAAGGAUAUUUUGGUA